UCCUCCUCUCUCUCUCUCUCUCUCUCUCUCUGUUUCCUCUCCCUAGUCCCUCCCCCGAAGGAACCCCCGCCCCAUACGAACCCGAAACCUACACUACCCAAAAGCGAGGAUCCCUCUCCCUGUCCAUCUCUCUAGGCUUUUAUCCAUGGCUUCGAAGCGGAUCUUGAAGGAACUCAAGGAUUUGCAGAAAGAUCCUCCUACUUCUUGCAGUGCCGGCCCUGUUGCUGAAGACAUGUUUCACUGGCAAGCAACAAUUAUGGGUCCUCCAGACAGUCCUUAUGCUGGAGGUGUUUUCCUAGUGACUAUCCAUUUCCCUCCGGACUAUCCCUUCAAGCCACCCAAGGUAGCUUUCAGAACGAAGGUGUUUCACCCUAAUAUAAACAGUAAUGGGAGCAUUUGCCUUGACAUCUUGAAGGAGCAAUGGAGUCCUGCUUUAACCAUCUCCAAGGUGUUGCUUUCAAUCUGUUCUCUGUUGACGGACCCAAAUCCCGACGAUCCUUUGGUUCCGGAGAUUGCUCACAUGUAUAAGACGGAUAGGAAUAAAUAUGAAACAACUGCUCGGAGCUGGACCCAGAAGUAUGCUAUGGGCUAAACAAGUUGGGGUAUGUGAGGGGGAGGGCACUUUUCCUUUUACUGAAUUUCAGCCUAUGUAUCAAUGUUUGUUGUCUCUUCUAUCCUAAACUGAACCAAAGAUGAGGUUCAGAACAUGUCCACAGUUAAAGAAGAAAGAAACACAUGAUCCUGUCUUGUUGUUUGUAUGGAUAAUUUGAUCUUUAGAACAAUGGAAUGUGUCCGUAUUAA
This is a messenger RNA of Juglans microcarpa x Juglans regia, 801 nucleotides long. Its product is annotated as ubiquitin-conjugating enzyme E2 10. The transcript is spliced from 5 exons. Lineage: Eukaryota; Viridiplantae; Streptophyta; Magnoliopsida; Fagales; Juglandaceae. The record is from RefSeq and is a predicted model, not a curated record. Gene Ontology annotation, biological process: protein polyubiquitination. Gene Ontology annotation, molecular function: ubiquitin conjugating enzyme activity. Gene Ontology annotation, cellular component: nucleus. Bases 146 to 592 code for a protein of 148 amino acids.